GCAGCCUUUGAUUGAGGGUUAUAUAGUGGGGCUGUGAUGCUGCUCCGUGAGCGGCUGCCGCACUUUGCAGGAUGACCAGUAAGAUCAUAUUUUACGAGGACAGAAACUUCCAGGGUCGCUCCUAUGAGUGCAACUCAGACUGCCCCGACAUGCAGCCUCACUUCAUCCGCUGUAACUCCAUCAAGGUGGAGAGCGGCUGCUGGGUGCUGUACGAGAAGGCCAACUACAGCGGCUACCAGUACGUGCUGACCAGAGGCGAGUACCCGGACUACCAGCGCUGGAUGGGUUACAACGACACCAUCCGAUCCUGCCGCACGUUCUCCUACACGGGCGAAGGCCCUUAUCGCAUACGGAUCUAUGAGCGACCCAACUUCCAGGGUCAGAUGAUGGAGUUCAGCGAUGACUGUGAGUCGGUGCAGGAGCAUUUCCGCAGCCGGGACAUCUACUCCUGCAACGUCAUGGACGGAUACUGGACCCUCUACGAGCACCCCAACUAUCGCGGCCGGCAGUACUUCAUGAGGCCCGGAGAGUACCGCAAGUUUAGUGAGUGGGGUGCAACUUGUGCGACCAUCGGCUCCUUCAGAAGAAUCACAGAGUUCUAACUAGAAACCUGAAAGCUUCAUGACAUUUUAUUGGCAGUUUGAUGCACAACAUCUCCUGUUUAAAAAA
This is a messenger RNA of Thalassophryne amazonica, 669 nucleotides long. RefSeq names its product gamma-crystallin M2-like. Gene Ontology annotation, biological process: visual perception; lens development in camera-type eye. The record is from RefSeq and is a predicted model, not a curated record. The coding region runs from base 72 to 602 and encodes 176 amino acids. Gene Ontology annotation, molecular function: structural constituent of eye lens. Lineage: Eukaryota; Metazoa; Chordata; Actinopteri; Batrachoidiformes; Batrachoididae. The transcript has 3 exons.